Molecule: messenger RNA, 4430 nt
Organism: Odocoileus virginianus texanus
Lineage: Eukaryota; Metazoa; Chordata; Mammalia; Artiodactyla; Cervidae
Source: RefSeq, a predicted model, not a curated record
UUUGACCACUUUGAAAUUUUGCGAGCCAUUGGAAAAGGCAGUUUCGGGAAGGUUUGCAUCGUACAGAAGAAUGAUACCAAAAAGAUGUACGCGAUGAAGUACAUGAACAAACAAAAGUGCGUGGAGCGCAACGAAGUGAGGAAUGUCUUCAAGGAGCUCCAGAUCAUGCAGGGACUGGAGCACCCUUUCCUGGUUAAUUUGUGGUAUUCCUUCCAAGAUGAGGAAGACAUGUUCAUGGUGGUGGACCUCCUGCUGGGCGGGGACCUGCGUUACCACCUGCAGCAGAACGUCCGCUUCCAGGAAGACACUGUGAAGCUAUUCAUCUGUGAGCUGGCCAUGGCCUUGGACUACCUGCAGAGCCAGCGCAUCAUUCACAGGGAUAUGAAACCUGACAAUAUUUUGCUUGAUGAACAUGGGCACGUGCACAUCACAGACUUCAACGUCGCCGCAGUGCUGCCCGGGGAGAUGCGGAUCACCACCGUGGCUGGCACCAAGCCUUACAUGGCACCUGAGAUGUUCAACUGCAGAAGAGAAGCAGGCUAUUCCUUUGCUGUUGACUGGUGGUCACUGGGAGUGACAGCAUAUGAGCUGCUGAGAGGCCGGAGACCGUAUCAUAUUCGCUCCAGUACUUCCAGCAAGGAAAUUGCACACAUGUUUGAGACAGCACUAGUGACUUACCCUUCUGCCUGGUCACAGGAGAUGGUAUCCCUUCUUAAAAAGCUACUUGAACUGAAUCCGGACCACCGAUUUUCCCAUUUGUCUGAUAUUCAAAACUUCCCAUAUAUGAAUGAUAUGAACUGGGAUGCAGUUCUGCAGAAGAGGCUCAUUCCAGGAUUUGUUCCUAACAAAGGCAGGCUGAAUUGUGACCCCACCUUUGAACUCGAAGAAAUGAUUUUGGAGUCCAAGCCUCUUCACAAGAAAAAGAAGCGUCUGGCCAAGAAGGAGAAGGAGAUGAGGAAAUGCAAUUCCUCUCAGACAUGCCUUCUUCAAGAACACCUUGAAUCUGUCCAAAAGGAGUUCAUAAUUUUCAACAGAGAAAAAGUCAAAAGGGACUUUAAUAAAAGACAAGCAAAUCAAGCCUUGGAACAAACCAAAGACCCACAAGGAGAGGAUGGUCAGAAUAGCAACCUGUGAAGUCCUCAUCAUCUUCUUGGGACAUUUCCACAUCAGGAAGAGCUGACAAUAAUUCUCACCUCUCCACACCUCACACACCUUAGAAAAUGUGAAUGAAUGCCUUGGGAAGGAGGCAGCAUGACCCAGGGAAGAGUCCCUGGGUUCCUGGGAACUAGUUUCACAAUUGUGUGACCUUGAGCAAGUCACUUAAUCCCUUUCUCUGCUUCAGUUUGUUCAUCUAAAAGGAGAAGUUAGUACUCGAUGAGUUCUACACUGCCUUUUUAACUGCCAACAUCCUGUUAUUCUUAAUAGCCUCUAUUUUUACUUUAAAAGGAAUAUUUGGAUGUAGAUUUAUUUUUUCACUCUUAAUUACACUGUGACAAAUGGACUUCGGUGGCUGAUGGAGGGAAGCCCUUGAGAGCUAGAAAACUUCAUAAGGAAGCCAGAAUCCCCAAACCCACCUGAGGAGGAGUAAGGAAUUCAUUCCGGAAGAAAUGGGUGGGACCAGAUGAGAAGUGACACAUACUGAUGAGGGCCCUCCAGUGGUGUGCUGGACCUGAACACUAUACCAGCUUGUAUCAUUUAGUAAGAUCUGCUAGGCAUAAAUGCCCCAAUGCCCUGUUCAGUAAUGUGAAAUUGAGAAGUUGAAAUUGGUGAUGGUGGAAAUAUUUACACCAUGGAAACUGGCAGAUGCUACAAAUAGGGCUUUUUUUCCCUCUCCCAGCAAGCCAUUUCUGAAAUAUUUAGCACACCCCUGGCCUUCUUCUAGAAGCAUGUUCCUUGGGAACUGUUACCUCUUAAGACUCUCAGAGACCUGGGUCCAGACAGGAUUAGAAAAGAACAUUGUCACAUUGAAAACAUGUCCAACUUAUAGUACACUGAAGUUGUAUCUUACACGGGAGUUACAGUCUAAGUUAGAAUGUGAGGUGAAUUUGGAAGAUAGUAGAAUUUACCCUUGAAAAAUCCCUCUAAUAUACAUUAACAUAUAGUGAGUAUCUUUUCUUAGAGAAGCCCAAUAUCAUCCAGGCCCUUCACUAAUGAAACGAAUCAUCUCUGAUUCACUUUUUUGGGUCUCAUUUUAAGGUAAUACCAGAUGCACAAAAAUGUUAAACAGAUUAUUCAUGGCUUGGUAGACGAGUCUCACACUUUAAACUGUGGAAUGCCCACAAUCUGAGAGGUCUAAGGUCAUGGAAACUGACUAAGCGAGCAGCAAUACCUACUUGUGCUUACUGCAAAGAACGGCAGGCCAAACCACCUAUCUACAAUAUCUUCUUUAUCUGCCAAAUACAGAGUUAAACUCGCCUAAGUUGAGAUGUAACUCUACGCUCCAGAUACACAGAAGAUCUUUGCAGAAGAACUGUUUUUUGGCAACUCCCAGCUGCUGCUGGGUGAAGAGUAAACAGGGUCAGUGGGGGUCUGUUGUAACUCUUAGCCACUCAGCUCAUCAAAACCCUGUCCUUCCUUGUGGAGCGUGUGGGGCUCAUCAAGGCGGCAGUAAGUUGUCAACAGGGGAGACCAGACAGGUGGAAACAAGCAGAAGUAAGAGACGCUGCUACACAGGACUUUUCCAGAAGGGAGGUCACUCUGGGCAACUCAAUAUGAGCAGAAAAGCAGUGCUGAGCUGUAAACGCAACACUGACAGCUUUCUCCACCCUCAGCUAACAGGCCCAGAACUUCUGGCCUUGAAAACCUGGACACAGGGCCUCUCUGCUUUAAGAGUAACCACAUUUCUAUUAAGAAUUAAAAGCCAGAUCCUAUGUUCUGUUUGAUUCCUUUUCUCUCUGUUUCCCCCACAUGAUCUCUCUGUGCUAGUUUUUCUCCCACAUAGAAAUUAUGGCCCAGUUUCCCAAGGAGGGGGUUGACUGAAUCUGUAAGGAGGUGACCGGAUUCUGCUUCUCGUUGGUAACCAGGAGUGUCAGGGGCCACGUGCAUGUUUACCAACUUCCAUCUUUCAUUUGUUUGGAGUCAAGCCCUGAUGUGUGUGGACUCAUCUCUCCAGUCACCUGGUUCCCCCUCUUUCUCUGACCUUGUCUAUUAUCAUCCCAAUGGAGAGACGCUGGGAAAGAUUUACCCAAGGGCAAUGGGAUUGGCAGGGUCUCCGUUGGGAUGAGACCCGUUAAUCCUUUGUGCCAUUUCAUGUCUACUCAGUUAAUAAUGGAAUAGGAACUCAAAACAACUAGGUAUUCUGUAGGGUGAAUAUCUAGUUUUUACUUCCAGUGACCUUCUUCUGUGCCUGCAGCACCUUUGUGGGCUUUCAGGAACCAUGGGUGCAAUGACUAGAGGGCACAGCCUGAGAGGUUAAGAUCAGAUUUCCAGUCCUCAUCAGGUUACAGAGCCACAGGUAGUUCAAGUUAGAAAAUAAAAAGCAUCGCAUCUAUCAGUGUAGAACAACUGAUCCCAAGAACCUCCACUGGGUAUUUUGAGUGCUAGGACAAAAGUUUCCCAUAUAUAAAAGGAUUCCUCAGUCCUUACCAUGACUGCUAGUUGUUGAAAUCAGAUCCUUGGGUUUCAUUCCGUAACCUGGGCUAAAACUGACUACCCUACUGGCUGAAACAUAUCCAGGUUUAUGACAGCCAAGGCUCAGGGCUAAGAAUUUUUUUAAAAUUACAAAAAAUAGGGUGACUCUUAAAUCCUUUUGUCUGGCAUUUCUGACAUCUUAUUUUCCCUCACACCUCCCUUACCUGUGUGGAACAUCUGAAAAGUGUGAGCAGGUUUGAAAGCCCAGGAGCAUCCUGGCUCUAACACUGGCACUGCAGAGGGGCCCACCCACCCCAGUGCAAACACAGGGGCCACAGGUGGGAGGGUGGGGCUACUCUGUGACCCUGUCCCUGACCUGAACCCCAUGGAAGAAAAUGCUUUGCUAAUGGCUCAUUCCCCAAGGCAGCACUGGUCUUACCUGAGGGCACUGCUAGGGCAGAAAUCAAUGUCAAAAAACACAGAACACUGCUCUGUUAAUGAGGGAAACUUAAGUAAUUGGCAAUUAGUCUGCUUCUGAUAGUUAAGUUUUAACCAGAAACAACUAGACUUUAUAUCAUCAUAGCUUUUCUAGCCUGGAUGGAUGAAUAAAUAACUAGGGAGAAAGAGCAGGUCACACAGCUAGCAGGGGCCAGCGCUGAUGAUUUUGACUAACGCAGUAAUGCUAAGGCUUAUAAUUCUUCAAGGGCUCAAUGAAAAGGCAUGAAAAAGAGUGAAUUGUUUUAGCAUCCAGUUGUCCCUGCAUUCUGUCGACACAAAUCUGUUUCCUAGAGACUCUGCCUGUGAUCACCAUUUCUUACAAUCUCAGUGUGUCUGAUAUUUAACACUGUUAAAAACCCAAA